AUUAGAUGGAAUACAAAAUAGUUCUAUAAUUAGAUGGAAAUAUACGUGGCUUUUAAGUAAUAAUAAAAUUAAGGAAAGAUUAAUUACAGCGAAUGUAAGGAAACUGAGUACUUAGGGAAAUAAUUGUCCAAGAGUAAACAAGGAUUUACAUAUAAAAAUGACUGCUUUAUCAUGGUUCUUUGGUGGGAAGAAGAAAGAGGAGAAACCGGUUACAGUGGAGGCCGUUGAGGUGGGUAAUGAUGAGGACUAUACGAUCAUACAGGCCUAUCCCAACCAGCCUGGACUCUACCCCCAGAUGCCACAGUCACUCUACCCCACAUCUCAGUUCUACACGCCUCUGCCAUACUCAGUGCUGCCACAACGACAGGACCAGCAACCCGCAGGGAGCGUCGCAGUCAGAGCUAAUCCUCAGAACCAAUUGGAUGGUGUUCCUUUCGUCUUAUCCCCCAAGCUGGAGCAAGGCUCUAGCCAGUCUCAGAUACCUGGACUAGAAGAUCUCAGACGUGCGGUAUUCCAAAUCGCGGCUGACAUAAAUGAUCCUAUGUUUCAAUACGAAUUCAAUCUGGAACAAUCGGUUAUGCAGGAGGCGUCCUUGUAUAAUCGCGACAGUGCCUAGACAGUGGACUGUCACUAAAUGACCUUGUUUUGUGUACAUAAUAUUUUAAUGGAACAAAUUAUUUUGUGUGUACAAAGUAUAUAUUUUGUUAUCACCUUCUAAAAUAUUUUAAUUUUAAAAGAAUUGUGAUAUGCGCCUAAACAAGGAGUAUUGACAAACAACUUCAUUGAUAUGUGUCUAUUUUAAAAAGCAUUAUAUUCAUAUGUUUGUUAUAUAUUGAAUAUUUGUGUUGGUAUGCAGUAAAAUUAGUCUUUCUAAAUUUUUGUUCGUAUUGAAUUAGAACUUGUACUAAUUUAAAUUUAAUCAAUGUAUAAAUUGACAUAGAAGGAAGUUUUCUAUUCAGAUAACAAGAUGAAUAAUUUCAAAUUGUAAGAAUAAACGAUUAAAAGCGAUGA
Homalodisca vitripennis (glassy-winged sharpshooter) is the source of this 1011-nucleotide messenger RNA. RefSeq lists its product as uncharacterized. Gene Ontology annotation, cellular component: ESCRT I complex. The record is from RefSeq and is a predicted model, not a curated record. NCBI's taxonomy places the organism in Eukaryota, Metazoa, Arthropoda, Insecta, Hemiptera, Cicadellidae. The coding region runs from base 158 to 616 and encodes 152 amino acids. The transcript is spliced from 2 exons.